AUGCCAUCUAACAUCACAUCACGCCCAGGCUCAUCCCGUAAGAAAGGGAAAGGGUCAGAGAAGAGUGGAGAUGCUGGGGGGGGCGAUAGUGGUACCAAGUCAGAGCAGGGAAGUGGGAAGGGAGCAGAGAAGGGAGGGGAAAAUGGGGCGGAUAAGGGAGGAGAGACGGGAGGGGAGAAGACAGGGGGGCCUGCCAGUGAAGAGAAGCAAGAGGGGGAGGUGAGUGGGGUUAAGAGGGAGACAGAGAAAGAGAGAAAGGCAAGAGAGUGGGAGGAGCGAAAGCAGCUUGCAAAGAGCAAAGAGAAGGCGAAAGAGGAGGCUGCAGCGAAGAAAAAGCAGGAGGAAGAGGAGAGAAAGGCGAGGGAGGCAGAGGAGAAGGCGAAAAGGGAGGAAGCUGAGAGGGCGAGGAGAGAGGCAGAGAAGGAGAAGGGGAAGGACAAGGGGAAGGGCAAAGGGGGAAGCAGGAGAUCACCCAACCCACCGCCUGGAAAGAAAGGAGGUGUAAGAAGACCCAGGAAAGGCCUUAGCAAUCCCGUUUCUCCCCUCUCCUCAGCCCAUGUGCCUCUCUCGCCCGUCCCCCCAGCAGACCUGUUACUCUGGCCCCCCUAA
Closterium sp. NIES-65 is the source of this 609-nucleotide messenger RNA. Lineage: Eukaryota; Viridiplantae; Streptophyta; Zygnematophyceae; Desmidiales; Closteriaceae. The record is from the annotation of a GenBank genome assembly.